ACCCUCGCACGCCCCCACGCCGGACCCACCCCAAUGUGACGGGCGACCUUUCCAGAGCGACGCCGCAGUUCGCUGUCCGCGAGGGAAGGGAACCCAGCCAGCAAGCCAUAGCCAUAGCCAUCUGCCUCACCAAACCACUCUCAUCAGGCCGCGUUGCCAGCCGCUCAAGCCAAGACAGCCGCCUAAUCCCCCUGGGAUCGCGGCUCGUGCUGGGCUAAUCGGGGCGCCCCAAUCAUCCCUCGCCAAGAUCUCGACAGGACUAGCCCAUGGUGAGCUGCGCCGAUUUUUUUAUUAGCUCGCCAGAUUGUGUUACGCUACUGCUAGCUUAGCUGGUAGCAGCUGCUCACCUGAUGGGACUGGGUUUCGUUUUAGUUUAGCUUAGCCUUUGAUUUGUCCUCUUCGCUUCUCUGGAUCAACCUGCCAUGCUCGUGUCGGUUGGAGUUGAUAAGGGGUGCCAUGGGUUUGAGGAGCAGGCACCAAAAGGCGUUUGGUCUCCGCUGCUAUCCAGCACGCCACCGGUCGGUAACACUGUUACUGUGGAGCCUAGCGGCGCUGGUUGUCGUCGUGAAUUUCCAUCUUCUCAUCAUUCAUAAGGAGGAGGAUGAGAGUAUGAGUACACGCGAGAUCCGUCAAUCGAUUAUGAGGGAACUGGAGGCAGUGGAGGAGGAGAAGUUCAAGUUAUCUCCUCCCCGGAGCCGGAGGAAUCCCUGGGCUGUGCGGCGCAAGGGCGAGAGGAAGCCUCCUACAAUAGUGGAUGAGUUCUUGGAUGAGUCUUCUGCAGUUCAUGAUAUGUUCUUCCCAGAACCGAACAUGGCUGUAGAUCCAAUCAAUGGUGGGAAUGACAGCAUGUACUUCUACUACCCAGGGAGAGUCUGGCUUGAUACCGAUGGCAAGCCGAUCAAAGCUCAUGGAGGAGGUGUACUGUAUGAUAAGAAGACCAAGGCAUAUUUCUGGUAUGGGGAGAAUAAGGAUGGCAAAACCUACAAAGCUCACAGCAAGGGAGCAGACCGGGUUGACAUCAUUGGAGUAAGUUGCUAUUCUUCGAAGGACCUAUGGACGUGGAAAAAUGAAGGAGUUGUCCUCCAGGGUGAGGAAAAGAAAACACACGACCUCCACAAAUCCAACGUCCUGGAGAGGCCCAAGGUGAUAUACAAUGACCGGACUGGCAAAUAUGUGAUGUGGAUGCACAUAGAUGAUGCUAACUACACUAAAGCUUCAGUUGGUGUGGCUGUCAGUGAUUCCCCAACCGGCCCGUUCACUUAUCUCUACAGCAAGCGCCCACAUGACUGCGAAAGUAGAGACAUGACCAUCUUCAAGGAUGAUGAUGGGAAGGCCUACCUGAUAUAUUCUUCUGAGGACAACAGUGAGCUCCACAUUGGUCCACUAACUGAUGACUACCUUGAUGUAGCUGAUGAGAUGCGGAGGUUUCUCAUUGCACAGCACCGAGAAGCUCCUGCGCUUUUCAAGCAUGAAGGUACCUACUAUAUGGUAACCUCUGGCUGCACAGGCUGGGCACCAAACACUGCUCUGGCUCACGCGGCAACUUCAGUGAUGGGACCUUGGGAGACACUGGGGAACCCCUGCGUGGGAGGGAAUGAGGUCUUCAGAUCAACAACAUUCUUCUCCCAGAGCACAUUCGUGUUACCAGUUCCAGGGCUACCAGGCUCAUUCAUCUUCAUGGCUGAUCGGUGGAAUCCGUCCAACCUGAGAGAUUCUCGGUACGUCUGGCUACCUCUGACGAUAGGGGGAGUCCCUGAUGAAGCUGCGGACUACAGCUUCAUGUUCCCUCUCUGGUCCCGGGUGUCCAUUUACUGGCACAAACGGUGGCGUCUCCCUGAGGGGUGGAGGGAUUCCUGAAAGUUGGAAAUUUCUUCAAAGAAUUGAAGUUCUUAUACGCUGUUACAUGGAUAGAUAUCAAAGUGUUGACAUUUGACACACUGGGCUGCGCUGUAUAGAUCAGAUGUAGAUGCAGAGUUUGUAAAUGUGCAGUUGAGUUUGAACUAAAAUCAGAUAAAAGUUUGUGGCCUUUUGGGCGAGGUGUGGUGUUGAUCCACUCGUCUUAGUUUCAGAAUAAUCUAGCUGCACCUGCAGUUCUUUUUGUA
Messenger RNA from Panicum virgatum (switchgrass), 2102 nucleotides. RefSeq lists its product as uncharacterized. The record is from RefSeq and is a predicted model, not a curated record. Lineage: Eukaryota; Viridiplantae; Streptophyta; Magnoliopsida; Poales; Poaceae. The transcript has 3 exons. Gene Ontology annotation, molecular function: hydrolase activity, hydrolyzing O-glycosyl compounds. Gene Ontology annotation, biological process: carbohydrate metabolic process. The coding region runs from base 457 to 1857 and encodes 466 amino acids.